AUGUCCGACCCAUAUCUCCAACAGCCUCCAUACCCGGGAGCUCCAGCCCCAGCAGCUCCCGGUGGCGGGAACGCCGCAUACUAUGCGCCCCCGGACAGCGUCUACCAGAACCCGCCGUACGACUACGAUCCCCACCAGCAGCCCUACGCGCAGCAGGAGGGCCCACCCUACGACUACAAUAACCAUCACCAGUACGGCUCGCAGUACGAUCUGUCGCAGAACAGCGCCGUCCCCAGAUCCUAUCCUCCGCCUGUCCUCCCGCCUCCCCCGAUGCCCCAGCCAACGGAGUAUCUGAGCCCCGUGUCAGCAGAGUAUCCGCCGCCGCCGGGUAGUCUUCAUCGAACGGGAAGUAAUGCGGAUUAUUACGACCAGCACCCUUCCGAUCCCAACUUAACCAACCAAGAGCACAACGGCAACAACAAGCCCGAAGACGCAGACCGAAGCGCCGCCCCCGACGGGGCCGACGAAAGCGAACGUAACCUCAGCGGCGCAUUACUCGGUGGCGCGACGGGCUACUACCUCGGCCAUAAGAAGAGCCAUGGGUUCUUAGGCGCCGUGGGCGGGGCCUUGUUAGGCAAUUAUCUUGGCGAUAAGAUGAGUGAAAGUGGUGGUGGAGAGGGUGAUGAUGACGAUGCGCGCUCAUCGCAGCAUUCUGAUGUAGCCAUGGACAUCAUCAUCACCACCAUCACCAUCAUCAUGAUGGACACCAUGGACAUCAGCGACAUCGGAGUCGGUCGAGACAUAGUAGUCAUAGUCAUGGGGGGAGUGAUGCGUGGUAAGGGAUGUUGGGAUCGGGUUGGGUUGACAGUUACAAGGGUGGACACUAAUUUGAAUGAUGGUGGAAGGGUUAUGAUGACGACUUUAUGA
Aspergillus affinis is the source of this 867-nucleotide messenger RNA. RefSeq lists its product as uncharacterized. The record is from RefSeq and is a predicted model, not a curated record. The transcript has 3 exons. Lineage: Eukaryota; Fungi; Ascomycota; Eurotiomycetes; Eurotiales; Aspergillaceae. The coding region runs from base 1 to 867 and encodes 288 amino acids. Gene Ontology annotation, cellular component: outer membrane.